Messenger RNA from Gastrolobium bilobum, 1686 nucleotides. RefSeq lists its product as uncharacterized. The coding region runs from base 1 to 1686 and encodes 561 amino acids. The transcript is spliced from 4 exons. Lineage: Eukaryota; Viridiplantae; Streptophyta; Magnoliopsida; Fabales; Fabaceae. Gene Ontology annotation, molecular function: zinc ion binding. The record is from RefSeq and is a predicted model, not a curated record.
AUGGCAAUCAAGCGCUACCUCAUGAAGGAGCAUCAAGAAGCAAUUAUGUUUGAGAGCACUCCCACAAAAUUAAGCAUGAAAUGUUGUGCACACAUCCAAGGUUGCCCGUGGAGGAUCAGGGUAAUUAAACCAACGUAUGGUGAAAAUUGGAAGGUAACGAAAUGGGGUGGGAAGCACAAUUGCUUGAAUGACCAUCUUUCUCAAGAUCAUCGACAACUUGAUUCUGACGUUAUUGCAGCACUUGUAGUAGAGAUGAUACAAAAGGAACCUUCAGUGGCCAUUUCGCUCGUUCAGGAGAGGAUAACUCAUUCAUAUGGAUUCAAAGUUUCAUAUGGAAAGGCAUGGUAUGCGAAGCAGAAAGCAAUGGCAAUGUUAUAUGGUGAUUGGAAGGAAUCCUAUGCAUUUUUACCCAGCUGGUGUGAAUAUAUGCUUCGUUUUUCACCAGGUUCCUUUUACAAUAUUCAAACACAGGAUUGUUUUGUUGCGGGGCAGUUGGUUCCCGGAAAACGUGUAUUUGUUCGUUGUUUCUGGACUUUCAGACAAUGUUGUGAGGCAUUUAAAUUUUGCAAACCAAUGAUACAAAUUGAUGGCACUCAUCUAUACAGAAAAUAUAAGGGAAAGUUGUUGAUUGCCACAGCUCAAGAUGGUAAUAAUGAAUGUGUGCCACUUGCAUCUGCCGUUGUUGAGGGUGAGACAUUGGAGGCUUGGUCGUACUUUCUUGCCAAUCUUCGUCAGCAUGUCACACAAGCGCAGAAUAUAUGUCUAAUUUCAUACCGGCAACCACCCCAUGCAUUUCAUGUGUUUUGCCUGCGACAUGUUGCAAGCAAUUUUAAUCAACGAUUUAGAAAUGACAAACUGAAGGCUAGCCUGAUGAAUAUAGGAUAUACUCCUUGCAUGGUGGAUUUUGAGAGGUCGCUAGCACGAUUUCGUGACACAAGCAGGCAGGUAGCGGAAUGGAUUGAUGCCAUCCCUAAGGAAAAGUGGUCGCGUGCACAUGACCUUGAUGAACGAAGAUUUGGGCAUAUGACAACAAACUUGGUAGAAUCCAUAAACAGGGUGUUAAAGGGAGCAAGAAACAUGCCCAUUACUGGUCUGGUAAAAUUUACAUACAGUAGAUUGGUUCAAUAUUGCGUGGAAAGAGGUCAAUCGGCUUGUAGACAACUUGAAUCUGGUCAUACUUAUUGCAAAAAUGUGAUUGAAUCAUUGACACAUAAUGAAUCCGUGGCAAUAAUGCAUACUGUGCGUACAUAUAAUGUUGAUGAAACUGUUUUUGAGGUGGAUGCAGGGUUUGAAAGGACAUAUGCUGUCAACCUUACUGCUCGUACAUGCCAAUGUGGACAAUUUAAAGCAUUUAAAUAUCCUUGUAGUCACGCCGUUGCUGCAGCGUUAUCCAUUCGUCGAAAUUAUCGACAAUAUAUAGAUGAUGUUUUCAAGACGUCAAACUUGGUAAAGGCGUACUCAUUUCCAUGGCAACCAAUCGGCAAUGAGCAAGCAAUUCCACCCAAUGCAGGUCCUGUGGUAAUACCAGAUAAAAAUAUGUUGCGGGCAAAAGGUCGUCCAAAGUCUACAAGAAUACGGAACAAGAUAGAUGAGGUUGAAACUAUUACAUCACGCAUGUUAUGUGGUCUUUGUAAGCAACACGGGCACAAUCGUAGGUCGUGUCCUAACCGUGAAAAUAAUGCAUGA